Nelumbo nucifera (sacred lotus) is the source of this 3238-nucleotide messenger RNA. Its product is annotated as pyrophosphate-energized membrane proton pump 2. Gene Ontology annotation, biological process: proton transmembrane transport. NCBI's taxonomy places the organism in Eukaryota, Viridiplantae, Streptophyta, Magnoliopsida, Proteales, Nelumbonaceae. The record is from RefSeq and is a predicted model, not a curated record. Gene Ontology annotation, cellular component: membrane. Gene Ontology annotation, molecular function: inorganic diphosphate phosphatase activity; diphosphate hydrolysis-driven proton transmembrane transporter activity.
GAUUAAAAUAGGAAUGAAGAAGAAUAUUCUCUUUUCUCCUUAGUCUCUGCAAAUUUACAGCGAUAUAUUAGAACUUGAAAGCCCUAGAGGGCGAGCUUGAGCUUCUGUUAAUGGCGGUUACAGAAGUUCUGCCCUGUCAUUGAAUGGAAAGAUGAUCAGCACAAUCUGAAACCAGAAAAUUUACAACAAUUGGAGGACAUUUGAUCUGGAAAUAACACUUGAUAUCUCAUAUAGUUGCAUGGGAUUAACUUCCGCACUUCAUUGUUCAUAAUAAGAUCAUACAAAAUUCAACGACCAGGUUCAGGGGGUGACUUGCCCCAGGGCGGCGAGUAUAACCCUUUCUCUGUAGCCCGAAGAGUGAAUUCCUCUAAUGCUGUUGCGAUGGAGGGAGACUUGGAAGAUGGCUCCAUGCUUUCUUAUCAAGAUAGACCUAGGACCUUCCCUACAAUGCGUAGUAAACCUUAUAAUCCAUUGAUUUUUCGGAUUUUUAUGGGUUUGAAUGUCCGUGUCCUUUUUGUUCUUCUGCUCUUGGGCUUCGGAGCUGUCUUUUAUAUUGGAGUGAGUACUUCUCCAAUUAUUGUUUUUGUCUUCUCCAUAUGCAUCAUCAGCUUCAUUUUUUCCAUUUAUCUUGCUAAGUGGGUGCUUGCAAAGGAUGAGGGGCCUCCUGAGAUGGCUCAGAUAUCAGAUGCCAUACGGGAUGGUGCAGAAGGCUUCUUCAGGACACAGUACGGGACAAUUUCCAGGAUGGCAUUAUUGCUAGGACUGGUUAUUCUUAGCAUAUAUCUUUUUCGCAGUACAACUCCUCAACAAGAAUCAUCUGGCAUUGGGAGGUCAGCAUCUGCAUACAUUACAGUUGCUUCUUUUCUUCUUGGUGCUCUAUGUUCGGGUAUUGCUGGGUAUGUUGGAAUGUGGGUCUCAGUACGUGCAAAUGUUAGAGUGUCUAGUGCUGCAAGACGUUCUGCUAGAGAAGCAUUACAGGUGGCUGUCCGUGCCGGUGGUUUUUCAGCCAUUGUUGUUGUUUGUAUGACUGUGGUAGGAGUGUCCAUCCUUUAUGCCACAUUUUAUGUUUGGUUAGGAGUGGGUUCACCAGGUUCAAUGAAGGUCACAGACUUGCCUCUUCUCCUAGUGGGCUAUGGUUUUGGAGCUUCAUUUGUUGCUCUUUUUGCUCAGUUGGGUGGUGGAAUAUACACUAAAGCAGCUGAUGUUGGAGCUGACCUUGUUGGAAAAGUUGAACAGGGAAUACCUGAAGAUGAUCCACGAAAUCCUGCUGUCAUUGCAGAUUUGGUUGGAGACAAUGUGGGUGACUGUGCAGCUCGGGGUGCUGAUCUUUUUGAAAGUAUCGCAGCAGAAAUAAUUAGUGCUAUGAUACUUGGGGGAACAAUGGCUCAACGUUGCAAGAUUGAAGAUCCAUCUGGAUUUAUCCUGUUUCCUCUUGUUGUUCAUUCUUUUGACCUGGUGGUAUCAUCAAUUGGAAUACUAUCAAUCAGGGGUACACGUGAAUCUGGAGUGAAGUCUCCUAUAGAGGAUCCUAUGACAAUUCUUCAGAAGGGCUAUUCAAUCACAAUAUUUUUGGCUGUUAUUACGUUUGGAGUGUCCACUCGUUGGUUACUUUAUACUGAACAAGCACCUUCUGCAUGGCUGAGCUUUGCCUUGUGUGGCUUGGUUGGAAUCAUCACAGCCUAUGUUUUUGUUUGGAUCACCAAGUAUUACACUGAUUACAAGCAUGAGCCUGUACGCUUACUAGCUAUGUCAAGUUCUACAGGGCAUGGAACUAACAUUAUUGCUGGCAUUAGCUUGGGUCUGGAGUCAACUGCUCUUCCCGUUCUUGUUAUAAGCAUAUCUAUUGUCUCAGCUUUCUGGUUGGGUCACACUUCAGGCUUGUUAGAUGAAAAUGGAAAUCCAACUGGUGGUCUGUUUGGUACAGCGGUAGCAACUAUGGGUAUGCUUAGCACUGCUGCAUAUGUUCUGACCAUGGAUAUGUUUGGUCCAAUUGCUGAUAAUGCAGGUGGAAUUGUAGAGAUGAGUCAACAGCCUGAAAGUGUUCGUGAGAUCACUGAUGUUCUUGAUGCUGUUGGAAACACUACUAAAGCUACCACCAAAGGAUUUGCCAUUGGAUCUGCUGCACUUGCAUCUUUCCUCCUUUUUAGUGCUUAUAUGGAUGAAGUAGCUUCAUUUGCCCAUACACCUUUCAAACAGGUUGACAUUGCAAUUCCUGAAGUUUUCGUUGGUGGCUUGUUGGGUUCAAUGCUUAUUUUCAUCUUUAGUGCAUGGGCUUGUGCUGCAGUUGGUAGAACUGCUCAGGAGGUUGUUAAAGAAGUAAGAAGACAAUUUAUUGAGAGGCCAGGUAUAAUGGACUAUAAGGAGAAACCAGAUUACGGUCGCUGUGUUGCUAUCGUGGCAUCGGCAUCUCUGCGGGAGAUGAUAAAGCCUGGUGCUUUGGCAAUCAUAUCACCCAUAGUUGUUGGUUUUCUGUUCCGGAUAUUGGGGCACUUCACAGGACAUCCUCUACUGGGAGCUAAAGUUGUAGCUUCCAUGCUCAUGUUUGCUACUGUAUCUGGUAUUCUUAUGGCCCUCUUUCUUAACACAGCUGGUGGUGCUUGGGAUAAUGCAAAGAAGUAUAUAGAGACUGGUGCUUUAGGAGGCAAGGGGAGUGAUAGUCACAAGGCAGCAGUUACUGGAGAUACGGUUGGAGAUCCAUUCAAAGACACAGCUGGGCCUUCACUUCAUGUCCUUAUCAAGAUGCUCGCAACCAUUACACUGGUCAUGGCACCUGUCUUUUUGUGAGGAAUUUUUUUUUAUACAUUCUCUCUUUUAUCUAACCUUUAGUGUAUGAUGCUCACUCCCAAUCAAGAGUUGCUGUUUUGAGAAUGAAGCGUGCCAGACCCCCCUUGAUCCAUAUUGAUGGUGUCCAAUUUACAAGUUAACAUAUAGUACUCCUUUUCUUUUCCUUUCUUUUAAAAUAAGUUUGUUAGGACUACCCAUUUUGGUCGUGACACUUCUUAAUCGAGGAGUAUAGCUCAUAUAUUCUUUGCUUAAACACUCUUUACAUGGCUGUAGAUUGUAGUUGUAUGCGGUUAUCAAGAAUAUAUAGAGGGCCAGAUGAGCAUUUCAUAUGUACGUGUUUUAAGCGACUUGUGUUGAGUUGUGACUUGUCUUGUUUCCCCUGGAAACGGGAGUGGGGAUUUGUAAAUUAGCUCUCUGUGGAUUAAUGUCUCCAAUCCCUUGCAGUUGCUCUCUA